Messenger RNA from Chelmon rostratus (copperband butterflyfish), 6689 nucleotides. Its product is annotated as 1-phosphatidylinositol 4,5-bisphosphate phosphodiesterase gamma-1-like. Gene Ontology annotation, molecular function: calcium ion binding; phosphatidylinositol-4,5-bisphosphate phospholipase C activity; protein binding. The record is from RefSeq and is a predicted model, not a curated record. Gene Ontology annotation, biological process: phosphatidylinositol-mediated signaling; phospholipid catabolic process; positive regulation of epithelial cell migration. The transcript has 32 exons. NCBI's taxonomy places the organism in Eukaryota, Metazoa, Chordata, Actinopteri, Chaetodontiformes, Chaetodontidae. The coding region runs from base 612 to 4550 and encodes 1312 amino acids.
GUGCCGGCCGGUGCCCGUCCUCCUCUCCGCCGCCCCGCUGCUCCCACCUCCGGGUGUUUGUCCGACUCGUCAUUACAUAACUCGGCGUCUUUGUCGCUCGCGCUGACUUCAUUUGGCCACAGCCAGGAGUGGGACAGCCGCCUCUUGUCCACCGCCCCGGCAGCAGGAGCAGCGAGCGGCAGCAGCGGCCAGCGGCGACGCGGCUGGAUUUCAAGCCGCUGCUGUCGUGGACUGAAGGACUCAGCAGGACACGUAAAGGGUGGAAACCUGAGUCCAGCGGUGAUGAGAGCUCCUUUCGAGUGGAUCUCGCUGGUGUGCUGCCAGCAGCAUCUGGAAAGGAUAACACAGGGAUACACUCCCCCUCCAGAGGACCAGAGGAUAAUUCACAUCUCAGACAUUUCAGUGUUUCAGCUCUGAAGUCUUUUAGCUUGUGUUUUAAUGUGAAACAACAGCCCUGCCUGCUGUGGGUUCAGAACAAGAUUUCCUCUUUGCACCAGCCGUUUGGACAUGUUGGAUAACUGGUGCAUUCAGUAAGUGAUUAACGGACAGGCAUCCUCAUCCAGGAACCAGUACAGAUUUCUCCAAGGUUACCUCGUAGCUAUGCAGUGAGGAUGUGUGCAGCCAGGUUUAGUGGCUGCCUCAACGGCUGUGCCGAGGAGGCCGGUGCUGGUGCCGCGGGGGCUGCCGGUCCGGUCGUGGCCUCCAGGAUGCUGGACUGGACAGAGGCCGGUCCCCGCAUCCUCCACAGCCUGGAGAUGGGGACGGUGAUGACCGUCUUCUACCAGAAGAAGUCCCAGCGGCCCGAGAGGAGGACCUUCCAGAUAAAACAGGACAUGCGGCAGAUAGUGUGGAGCCGAAACCCUGACAAAAUAGAAGGAGAGCUCGACAUACGAGAGAUCCGGGAGCUGCGGUUGGGGAAGGGCUCCCGUGAUUUUGAGCGCUACCCGGAGGAGGCCCGGAAACUGGAUGCCGCCCACUGCUUCAUCGUACUCUAUGGGCUGGAGUUUCGCCUCAGGACGCUCAGCGUGGCCGCCUUCAGCGAGGAGGAGGUCAACAUGUGGCUCACUGGUCUCAACUGGCUGAUGACUGACACUCAGAGAGCGCCCGCACCGCAGCAGACAGACAGGUGGCUGAGGAAACAGUUUGAAGUCAUGGACAGGAGCCACGAGGGCAGCAUCACCGUGAAGGAUGUGAAAGCCCUGCUGCCUCAGGUCAACUACAGAGUCCCCAACAUGCGCUUCCUCAAAGACAAGCUACAGGAGGUGGAGGCCAAGAGCGAUCUAUCGUACCCCAACUUCGCACAGCUCUACAGGACACUGAUGUUUGACGCCCAGAAGAGUAUUAUUGAGCAGCUGGAGCUCUCCUUCCCUCUGCGGAAUGUUGACAGACCCGAGCUUUGUCAGAUCUCCCUCUACGACUUCCAGAAGUUUUUGCAGAUGGACCAGAAGGACUCCUGGGCGUCCGAUCUGACUCGCGUCAGGGACUUCCUCAUGGGGUACAUGAGGGGUGGGCCGCAGCCUGAGCCAAUGCUGCAGCUUGACGAGUUCCUGACUUUCCUGUUCUCUAAAGAGAAUUCUGUGUGCGACCCUCGACUUUCGACUGUUGUUCCUGAUGACAUGAAAAGGCCGCUGUCUCAGUAUUGGAUCUCCUCUUCACACAACACGUACUUGACAGGUGACCAGUUUUCCAGUGAAUCAUCUCUAGAAGCCUACGCCCGUUGCCUGAGGAUGGGCUGCCGCUGCAUUGAACUGGACUGCUGGGAUGGACCUGACGACCUGCCAAUCAUCUACCACGGACACACCCUAACCUCCAAGAUCAAAUUCCUGGAUGUGCUGCACACCAUCAAAGAACACGCCUUCGUCACAUCUGAGUAUCCUGUGAUCUUGUCCAUCGAGGACCACUGCAGCGUGGUCCAACAGAGGAACAUGGCCACACACUUUAAGAAGGUGUUUGGAGAUCUGCUGCUCACCAAGCCAGUCGACAGCAACGCGGAGGAGCUUCCCUCACCCCACCAGCUCCGCCGGAAGAUCCUCAUCAAGCACAAGAAACUGGUGGAAGGCACGCUUUAUGAGGAGGUGUCAUCAGCCAGCUACUCUGAAAACGACAUCAGCAACUCUCUGAAGAACGGCAUCCUUUACCUCGAGGACCCCAUCGACCACACGUGGACUCCACACUAUUUUGUCCUGACCAGUAAUAAGAUAUACUACUCAGAGGAGACGUCUCACUACCAAACAGCUGAUGAAGAGGAGGAUGAUGAAGGAAAAGAGGAGUGUAACAACAACGAGCAACACUGCGCCGAGCGCUGGUUCCACGGGAAGCUGGGUGGAGGUCGCGAUGGUCGACAGGUGGCUGAGAAGCUCCUGCAGGAGUACUGCGAGGGCGGGGCCAAAGACGGCACCUUCCUGGUGCGGGAGAGUGAGACGUUUGUCGGAGACUACACCCUCUCGUUCUGGCGCUCAGGUCGAGUCCAGCACUGCAGGAUCCAUUCACGUCAGGAGUCUGGCUCCACCCGCUUCUACCUGACUGACAACCUGGUGUUUGACAGCCUGUACCGCCUCAUCUGCCACUACAGAGACACACCUCUGCGCUGCAAUGAGUUCGAAAUGAGGCUGGGCAGCCCCGUGCCUCAGCCCAAUGCACACGAGAGCAGAGAGUGGUACCACUCCAGUCUAUCCCGAGUCCAGGCCGAACACAUGCUGAUGCGUGUUCCCAGAGACGGAGCUUUCUUGGUGCGGAAACGCAGCGAACACAACUCCUACGCCAUCUCCUUUAGGGCGGAGGGGAAGAUCAAACACUGUCGCAUCCAGCAGGAAGGCCGUCUCUUCAUGCUGGGCAGUUCAGCAGAGUUCGAGAGCCUCGUCGACCUUGUCAGCUACUACGAGAGACAUCCACUGUACCGCAAGAUGAGGCUCCGCUACCCCAUCAACGAGGACACUCUGGACCGGAUGGGCACCACGGAGCUUGACUAUGGGGCGCUGUAUGAGGUCCGCACUCCUCACUUCUAUGUGGAGGCCAAUAAGAUGCCCACUGCACGGUGUACAGUCAAAGCUCUGUACGACUAUCGGGCUCAGAGGGAGGACGAGCUCUGCUUCCCCAAACAGGCGCUCAUCCUCAAUGUGGAUAAGCAGGAGGGCGGCUGGUGGCGUGGUGACUACGGAGGAAAGAAACAGCUGUGGUUUCCUGCAAACUACGUGGAGGAGGUUCCCAGCUCUCCCACCAGAGAGCUGGAUGAAGCAUCCACAGAGAACAGUCCUCUGGGAACAUUCCUCAAGGGCUUCAUUGAUGUCUCCACCUGUCAUGUAGUGGUGCACAAGGAUGGGAAGAAUUCACGGCCUUACGUGUGCACAAUCCACUCCCAGCACCUGUCAUCUCACCCGGUACAGACUCUGGAUGUGGCAGCCGACAGCAUGGAGGACCUAACCAGCUGGGUCACCAAGAUCAGAGAGGCCACACAGAACGCCGACGCACGGAUGCAGGAGGAGAAGCAAAUGGAGAGGAGGAAGAAGAUUGCAGUGGAGCUGUCUGAUCUCGUGGUCUACUGCAGACCUGUCCCCUUCAAUGAGGACAAGAUCGGGACAGAGAGGGCAUGCUACCGGGACAUGUCCUCCUUCCCAGAGACAAAGGCAGAGAAGUUUGCGACACGCGGCAGAGGGAAACGCUUCCUGCAGUACAACCGGCGUCAGCUUUCCAGAGUGUAUCCCCGAGGACAGAGGCUGGACUCAUCCAACUACGACCCGCUGCCCAUGUGGCUCUGUGGCUCCCAGCUAGUCGCGCUCAAUUUCCAGACCCCAGAUAAACCCAUGCAGCUGAACCAGGCCUUGUUCAUGCUCGGCGGUGGCAGCGGCUUUGUUCCCCAGCCUGAUAUCAUGAGGGACGACGCCUUUGACCCUUUUGACAAGGACACUUUACGUGUGGAGCCAAUCACCAUCCAGUUACAGGUGCUGGGAGCUCGCCAUUUGCCUAAAAAUGGCCGGAGCAUCGUCUGUCCCUUUGUGGAGGUGGAGAUCUGUGGAGCUGAUUACGACAGCUGCAAGUGCAAGACAGACGUAGUAGCUGAUAACGGUCUGAAUCCUGUGUGGGUGCAGAAGCAGUUUGUGUUUGACAUCCACAACCCCACCUUCUCCUUUCUGCGCUUCACUGUCUACGAGGAGGACAUGUUCAGUGAUCCUAACUUCCUGGCCCAGGCGACCUACCCUGUCCGUCUGCUGCGAACAGGCUACAGGAGCGUCCCUCUGAAAAACAGCUACAGUGAAGAGCUGGAGUUGGCUUCUCUUCUGGUCCAUAUAGAAAUUGUCAAUGCCAAGGAGGAAGACGAUGAGAACCUGUACAUGUCCAUCCAGCGGCUGCGGGAUCGAACCAGCGAGCUGUCGAACCAGGUUUCCCUCCUGGAGAGGUCGGGCUCAGGAGACCUCAGCUACCAGCAGAGUCUGGAGGAGCUCAGAGCGGCUCAGGAUCAGCUGAGUGAGCUGGUGGAGGCUCGAAACCGCAGGCUGAUGGAGAAGAAGAGGAGGGAGAAGCUGAGGCAGCAGGUGACAGCAAAGCGCAGCUAAUCCUCCCGUCCACCAGAGAGCGCUAAAGACACAAACGGUGCCUCACACUCUCUGCCACCAGUGCUGUGCAGUGACCGCCGGAGAGGACAGCGGGCUCUCUGCUGCAGCGGCAUGCUAUCCACUUCUAACUGGAAACGAAAACAUGUUCCUUCACAAUAAAAUGUGAGAUUUCAUUGCACACUGUUGUACUAACAACAGAGGAAAAAGUGACAGAAACAGAAGCAUCUCGUGGACGAAUAAAAACACCUCAUGUUACUAAGCUAUACAAACAAUCAUGGAGUGAAGGCUGAAACACAUUAAGAGCAAAUUAGAGAUGGUUUCCUCUCAUGUUUCCAUAGAAACAGACAGGAGAGGUGGAGGGUCGAGGCAAAGAUUUCUGAUCCUGGUCAGAGCUGAAACAAUUACUUUAACUGAUCAGUCAAUGGACAGAAAAUUCAUCUGCAACAAAUUUGAGAAUGAAUCGUUCAAGGCAUUUUACAAGCAAAAAUAUCAGCUGCUGCUUUUAUUUGUAUUAUAUGAUUCAUAGGUUGAUUAUUUUUGGGUUUGGACUAGCUAUUUGAAGAUGCCAGCUUUAGCAAGUAACAGACAUUUUUCACUAUUUUCUGACAUUUACUGAACAGAAUCAUUAGUCAGUUAAUCGAGAGAAUAAUUACUAGUUGCAGCUCUAAUCACAAUGAGUAGUUCUGGAAGAGUUUCAGAUACUUAAUGUUGCAAAUGUAGACAUUUUUAGCACAUUCUGUCAUUUGUUUUUACAACAAAGCUCAAUGCUGUCCAAUAGAUAAAGACUACAAGACAAAAAAACUGUUUGACCUGGCUGCAUCUAGACAGUGAAACUUUUUAGUGUAGAUGUUUGCAUAACGUGCCACAAAACUGAUCUGAUAACGAGAGAUGCCUUUGGAAAUAAGGUCUGAAGCUCCUCAAGUUGACUCUUACUGUGUUUUGGUCUUUAGUAGGAAAAAGAGGAUAUAAGGGAGAAGAAAACUCAGGUUACACAGAUGGAUGGAAACUAAAAAACUCAGCUAUCAGGAUGGAGAAAGGGAGCAGUGGGCACACGUAGCAAAAAGUUAAUCUCAUGUAUGUGCCUUUGAUGUUGUGCUUUGUGGAGUAUAACUACUCUAGUGCUGAACAGAGGAAAAGAAAACUGACUGCUUUCUCUACAACUGGAACAGUGACCCUUUAAGGGAAAACUACUAUCAACCUGGAGGAGGACUUCACUCGCUAGGCUCAGACCACUACUCAUGAAAUGGGUAAAAGGGAAUCAAGACCAAGUCUUUUUUGGAUGAUCACAUGAACUCUGUCCCCAGGUGGCAGGGGCUGUCACAGUCGUUCCUGUUGUGCCUGGGAGAGCACAAACCGGACAAGCAAAUCCUCACCAAACCACAGCCAGAAGGUCUUUUAAUACUUCUUCAAAGGGCUCUAAAUAUAUCGAUACUACCUUCUAAGAGGCAGGAGAAGAGGAGGGGGAGGAGGAAAGCGAAGACGACAUUCCUCACAGUGCCCCUGCAUAGGGGCUCAGGUGUGUUUGUUGCAGUCGGACGCACACGCACGACAACCAAGGGCUAUCACAGAAAACUAGCAAAGCACUCUUUUACCUGCCGGUUCAGAUUUCUCUCACCUCACAUCUGAACCUCAGGACCAGGAUCAGGUCCCAUCAUCUGGCUCUAAUCAACAGAUGUGGCUCAACUGGUUCGACUGCAUGGCUCCAUAUUUAAUAACCCCCCCACCACACACACACACCUUCUGUAGCUGCUUCACCUCCCCAUCAUCCUCCUGUUUAAUUUCUCAGUGUAUAUAACUUCUUUUAUUUAUCAAACAGGUGUAGAUCCUGUUUUUGUAGAUGAAAGAACACACUAGAAGACUGAUCAUGGACUUCAGAUUGAAGAUGCUAUAACUUUAUGUAGAAAUGAAUAUUGUGUACCUGGAGCUCCCUUUAAUUGUCCCUGUAGACACAAACUUCUCUUUGUCCCUCUGCUACGGUUGCACUGGGUAGGGACUUCUAUGCAAAGCUUGUCUUCUUGGCCUAUAGACAUUGUGUAUUAGGCGAUUUGAACCACGUUGUGUUUUCUCUCCAUAUCUAUGCUAAUUGUCCAGUAUUAUUACUCUGCAUUACAAAUCCUGUGCAAGUUUCCAUUUAAUAAA